Molecule: messenger RNA, 2699 nt
Organism: Nothoprocta perdicaria
Lineage: Eukaryota; Metazoa; Chordata; Aves; Tinamiformes; Tinamidae
Gene: FOXP1
Product: forkhead box P1
Exons: 15
Coding region: 90-1823 (577 amino acids)
Biological process (GO): regulation of transcription by RNA polymerase II
Cellular component (GO): nucleus
Molecular function (GO): RNA polymerase II cis-regulatory region sequence-specific DNA binding; DNA-binding transcription repressor activity, RNA polymerase II-specific
Source: RefSeq, a predicted model, not a curated record
AACAGCAGCAGCAGCAGCAAGUUAGUGGAUUAAAGUCUCCGAAGAGGAAUGACAAACAGCCAGCCCUUCAGGUUCCCGUCUCGGUGGCUAUGAUGACACCGCAAGUGAUCACUCCCCAGCAAAUGCAGCAGAUCCUCCAGCAACAAGUGCUCACGCCCCAGCAACUCCAGGUGCUGCUCCAGCAGCAGCAGGCACUCAUGCUUCAACAGCAGCAGCUCCAAGAGUUUUAUAAGAAACAACAGGAACAGUUGCAGCUUCAACUUCUACAGCAACAACAUGCUGGAAAACAGCCUAAAGAGCAGCAGCAAGUGGCCACGCAGCAGCUGGCCUUCCAGCAGCAGCUCCUGCAGAUGCAGCAGUUGCAGCAGCAGCACCUCCUGUCCCUGCAGCGCCAAGGGCUGCUCACCAUCCAGCCCGGGCAGCCCACGCUGCCGCUCCAGCCCCUCGCGCAAGGCAUGAUUCCAGCGGAGCUGCAGCAGCUCUGGAAGGAGGUGACGAGCUCACACCCGGCGGAGGAGGCGGCCAGCAACAACCACAGCAGCCUUGACCUCUCCACCAGCUGYGUCUCCUCCUCGGCGCCCUCCAAGACCUCCCUGCUCAUCAACCCGCACGCCUCCACGAACGGACAGCUCUCGGUCCACACUCCAAAACGGGAGAGUUUAUCCCACGAGGAGCACUCGCACAGCCAUCCGCUCUACGGACACGGCGUGUGCAAAUGGCCGGGCUGCGAAGCCGUCUGCGAAGACUUCCAGUCGUUCCUAAAACAUCUCAACAGUGAGCAUGCGCUGGAUGAUAGAAGUACAGCCCAAUGUAGAGUACAAAUGCAGGUUGUACAGCAGUUAGAGCUACAGCUCGCAAAAGAUAAAGAGCGCCUGCAAGCGAUGAUGACACACCUGCAUGUGAAGUCCACYGAACCGAAAGCCACCCCUCAGCCCCUCAACCUGGUGUCGAGCGUGACGCUGUCGAAGACGGCGUCGGAGGCGUCGCCGCAGAGCCUGCCGCACACGCCGACCACGCCGACGGCGCCCAUCACGCCCGUCACGCAGGGCCCCUCCGUCAUCACCACCACCAGCAUGCACAACGUGGGGCCCAUCCGCCGGCGGUACUCGGACAAGUACAACGUGCCCAUCUCGUCAGCAGAUAUUGCCCAGAACCAGGAGUUCUACAAGAACGCCGAGGUCCGACCGCCCUUCACCUACGCGUCGUUAAUCAGACAGGCCAUCCUCGAAUCGCCGGAGAAACAGCUAACACUAAACGAGAUCUACAACUGGUUCACGCGCAUGUUCGCCUACUUCCGACGCAACGCGGCCACGUGGAAGAAUGCAGUGCGUCAUAAUCUUAGUCUUCACAAGUGUUUUGUGCGAGUAGAAAACGUUAAAGGGGCAGUAUGGACAGUGGAUGAACUAGAGUUCCAAAAACGAAGGCCACAAAAGAUCAGUGGUAACCCUUCUCUUAUUAAAAACAUACAGACCAGCCACACCUACUGCACACCUCUCAAUGCUGCUUUACAGGCUUCAAUGGCUGAGAACAGUAUACCUCUAUACACUACUGCUUCCAUGGGAAAUCCCACUCUGGGCAACUUGGCCAGUGCCAUGAGGGAAGAGCUUAACGGUGCAAUGGAGCAUACGAACAGUAACGGGAGCGACAGCAGUCCGGGACGUUCCCCUAUGCAAGCGAUGCACCCAGUGCACGUCAAAGAAGAACCGCUAGACCCAGACGAGAACGAAGGGCCGCUAUCCUUAGUGACAACAGCCAACCACAGUCCAGAUUUUGACCAUGACAGAGAUUAUGAAGACGAACCUGUAAACGAGGACAUAGAAUGAGUAUGUCUUGAAACCGUCACCCUGAGAAUGAAGAUUGGAAGAACACGUCAAGUCUCUCUGUGAAAUCUCUCCAUUAUUGUACAGUCUGGAGGGUUCUCAGUCCGCUUUGACAACUAUGAAAUAUGUUUAACUCUUAGUGCCAUCAAGUAUCCCAUUUGGGAGUAUUUUUGAUUUUUCUACUUUUUGUUGAAAAAAGGAAUUUGUACUCUGUGCAUUGGAUGGACUUGUUUGGUACUUGGGAUUUUCCUCUCUUACAGUCAACAUCAGUGUUGUAAAUUUGCUAAACUGAUUCACUUACAUUUAGCAGCCAACUGUGGACUGCAGGUCCUGCCAACUUUGGACACUUGAGGACAUCAAACUGAGCAUGUACACCUGAACUGCAGAUCAAGUCUUUGCCCAGAUUUUAAGGAUUCCAAUGGACAACAUAUUUGCACAGUACUGCAUGUUGAUUAUCACUGCCUUUACUCCAUUUUUUUUUUCCUUUGUUUUUUGAUUUUUUUUUUUGCUUCCAUUCGGGAUGGGGAAGGCCUGUGUGUGCACAUGUGUGGAUAUGUGUGUGUGCGUGUGAGUGUGUAUAUUGGGGAGGGGUUAAAAGAAAAAAUUAUCCCAAACUUUCUAAUGUAUUGCUUUUAUUCCCCCCCGCCCCACUUCUCCUCUACCAUUUUAAGUUCUGACCUCAGGCCUCAGCCGGGCCCAGGGCCUCUUGGAGGCUUAAACGUUUUCUGUACUUUGUGAUGAAUGUUAAUAGGUGUUUUUAUUAUACGAAGCUGAAUGUCAUUGAAUUGUUUGUAGUUUUUUCUGUCAUUCAUUCCAGUUUCCUUCAGAUGCCACCAUGUUUUCUUUAGCUAUGGAAAACAUUCCAUUUCGGUGUCUCUU